Molecule: messenger RNA, 2415 nt
Organism: Fusarium tjaetaba
Lineage: Eukaryota; Fungi; Ascomycota; Sordariomycetes; Hypocreales; Nectriaceae
Product: mitochondrial carrier family
Exons: 6
Coding region: 1-2415 (804 amino acids)
Biological process (GO): mitochondrial transmembrane transport
Molecular function (GO): protein binding
Source: RefSeq, a predicted model, not a curated record
AUGGCCACUGUCGGCACAAAUCGACCCAGUGGCUACGACCACCACCACCACAGUCACCACCAGAACCCCCUCCAAGCCGAUGACGAGUUUUCACUACGACAUAUGAUGGAUGCUGAACCAACGGGCCCCAACGACGGGAGGGAUAUCCUCAGUGGGAGUAAAUCAAUACCAGCGGCAGGCGCUGGGAGUAACAAUAAUGGAGUUGUUGAUAUCACAGCGACGCAGAAGAUGGUGUCGGCCAUGUCGGGCAGUUUAUUAACGUCAUUACUUGUUACGCCCCUCGAUGUCGUUCGCGUGCGACUUCAGUCGCAAAAGGUUCCUCGAUCGACCGUCGAUUUCUCUAAACUCGCAAUUACCACCACCUCGCUCUCCCCCGCCCAAACCGCCGAACUUGGCAUCACAUCCUGCUGCCGCGAGGUCUUCUUCUCUGGCGGUAACGCCGAAUUCUGUCUCGCUGCGCCUAGGAUAGACGGUAUCGUCGCGCCUCCAGCACCCGCCGAAUGUGCCGUUGAAGAGGUCCAACGCCGAACCUUCAGCUCUACUUUCGACGGUCUGCGAAAGAUUGCCCGCAAUGAGGGCGUUACGACUCUCUGGCGAGGGUUAUCGCCCACCCUUGUCAUGGCUGUCCCUUCGAAUAUUAUUUACUUUACCGGUUACGAUUAUUUGCGAUUUAACCCGAAGAGUCCAUUUUCGCAUUUCUCUGAUACCUCGGCACCUUUGACUGCUGGCUCAGCUGCUCGUGUCCUAGCAGCCACCGCUGUGAGCCCUAUUGAACUCGUCAAGACGCGAAUGCAGGCCGCUCAUGGAGCAUCCACGACAAAUCACCUUGUGGAGGCUUUCGAGAGUGUGAAGGAGAUGGUGGGAUCACAUGGAUAUACUGCGCUGUGGAGAGGCUUGACAUUGACCCUUUGGCGAGACGUUCCUUUCUCAGGUCUUUACUGGUGGGGAUAUGAGUCGAUACGAUCACGACUGACAGAUUAUCGUGAGCAACGCCAUGGUCACUCAUUGCCAUUGGAGGAGGACCUGUCCGAAGCAAGGAGACGAUCGCAGGUGCAGGAGAACCACACCGAAACCUUUGUGGAUGCCUUUACAGCUGGUGCUCUGUCCGGAGCUUUCGCAUCUUUCGUCACAACACCUUUCGACGUCGGAAAGACACGAACACAGAUCUACCAAGACAGCUCCAAAAAGGCCAAACAUAGCAGCGCCAGCGCAGUAGCAGCCCCCGAGGAGCGCAGUAUGGUGCGCCUCCUCUGGCACAUCUUCAAGACCGAAGGAGCCUCAGGACUAUGGAAGGGAUGGAUCCCACGAACCCUCAAGGUUGCCCCAGCAUGCGCCAUCAUGAUCAGCAGCUACGAGGUAGGCAAGCGAGCGUUCCGCGGAGUCAACGAGCGACGUCUUCACAGCUCCAACGAUCCCAUCAUGUACACACUCAACUGCGCCGACGGCCUCUCCCUCGGCAGAGACGUAUACGUCCUCGGCAUACACAGGACAUCCGUUGGUCUCGCUUCUAUCUCAUCAGACCAGUUCCUCUCUGUUCUCGACCCAACUCGUCUCUCUGCAGGUCCUCAGCGUCGUCUGCCCACCCAGCACGGCAACUUGACCACAUUGCAGGUGUUUGAUAGCAAUGCUUCAAUUGUGUGUACCGCUGGUGAGAAUGGAACUGUUGGUGUGUGGGAUUUGAGACCAGGUGCGAAUGUUGUGCAGUUUCAAGCUAGUCAAGCUCCUAUUCUAUCCAUGGCUUGCAGUCUUGAUACACAGACUAUCGCCGUAGGAACGGAACUCCAAAACCACACAGCAUCCAUCCAUCUCUGGGACGUGCGCUCAACACCAUCAUCCAAAGCACACUACCAAGAAGUCCACAGUGACGACGUAACAGACCUAUCCUUCAACCCCUCCAACCCAGCUCUUCUCCUCUCCGGCUCAACAGACGGUCUCGUCAACGUGUACGACACCCGCGUUGCAGAUGAAGAUGAUCUCACAGUGCAGACCUGCAACGUCGACGCUUCUAUUCACCGCGCUGCGUGGCUCUCAGCGACAGAAGUAGCUGCUCUCUCUCACGAUGAGCGCUGUGCUCUUUACGAUGUUAGCGAGGAGCGCGCAAACGGUGAUGCUGUACAGGACUUUGGCGAUAUGAGAUCUGUUCUGGGAUGUCAGUACGUCGCUGAUAUCACGCCCAAGAUGGACGGUAGCGGAGCUAUUCUCGGUGUCGGAGCUCAAGAUAAGCAAGGAUUUGAGCUUGUCUUUCUUGCUAAGAACCCCAGUGGUGAGGGAUGGGCGCUGGAUCGGGAGAACAGUGUUGGCUUGCCUGGUGCUCAUGGGGAGGAGAUUGUGAGGUCGUUCUGCUUCUUUGACGAGGCCCAUGUGGUGUAUACUGCCGGUGAGGAUGGAAAUGUCAAGGCUUGGAGGCCCAAUUAA